Messenger RNA from Symbiodinium sp. CCMP2592, 2511 nucleotides. The record is from the annotation of a GenBank genome assembly. Lineage: Eukaryota; Dinophyceae; Suessiales; Symbiodiniaceae.
AUGGUCAGACUUCUGCCGGCCUUCCAAGGAAAGGCGGGAAAGCCGGAUGCAGGUUCUCCGCCGCCAUGUCAGGAGGCAUGGACCGGACCCAGUCCAUCCAAGAUGAGAGCUUCAAGCGUGGUCACCGACUGCGACGUCAGCGACCUCGGGCUGACGAGUGAGGAUCUGAAAUCGGUUCAGCUGGGGAAGUUGCCCGUGCAGACUACGGGAUGGCUAGAGGCACGUCGAGCCUCCGAGCCCAUCCACGGCGACGGUGCACAGUCUUGGCAUCUCGGCCUGGCUCCCCUUCGGCCUCGCCGUCCAAGUGCUUCUUCGUCCCCUCGGAAACGGCCGAGUCUGCUGCCCCUGGCUCCAGCAACUGGAGGGAACAGCGAGAACUCGGCCAACAACGCAAGUGACAGCGAGGAUUACCAGCUACCUCCGAAUGUCAAGUCAGCAAGAGGGCGUCCUACGGAGUUCUCAGGGACUCAGAGCUGGCAGCUCGGCCAAGAGAAAUCAGAGGCACACCGUACACGCCUCCACAAGAGCAUGGGCCCCCGCAGGGUGCGGACGCAGAGUCAAGAACUGGUGUCCCCGGUGUCAACCAAAGCGUCGACUCCCAGACAGGAAGUGAAGGCCGAAGCCUCGCCACUGCCACUUCUGGAUCAGCGGCCUCCGCCCAUGGCGAUGGCCCCCCGAUGUUUCUCCUUUGCAGAGGACUCCAUGGCAGAUGUGAUGGCCAACAUCCUCGAUGAGGAGCCGGAGUGUGGCUGGAUGGAGGAGUUUUGGCUCCCCGUGCUGGAAGGAUCGCCGCCAGAGAUAUGUGUGUCCAUAUCCGGCCGCUCAAUAAGCCACUGGAUUGAGCUCUUCAAUCGAUGGCAAGCUGCCGGAGGUUGGAAUCCGGGGAGUGCGCCGAGGUUCAUGGAUGCCUACGCCUUUCGUGACUUCAUUGCUGCUCCUAUGACGAAGGCCCUGAAGUGGGUCAAAGUCUUCGAUCCCCCGGCUUUCUCGCAGCUCGAGGCAACGAAGUCCAAGAUGGCUUACCAGAAUGUGAAGAUCAGUCCUGCGGCUUUUCUGACCUCGUCUAUCCUCAUUGCCACGAAGAUUGCGAAGAAACAGAAGAUCCGCUUCAUUCUGGGGGUCUUUGAUGAGGAUGACUCAGAGACUUUCGACCGGAACGAAUUUGUCGAGAUGAUCUCGUCCUUCUUGUUGGGCCUGGGUACUAUAUUCGGCAGCUCCGUCCCCAAGCCCAGCAGACGCCAGUGGAUAGGGAAACUUCUCUUCGAUCGCAUUCAGAUGAUGGCCUGCUGCAAGCUGCCGGCUCUGGAGGCGGCGACACUUAAAUCCUCCGACUCCAUGCCGUUCAGUCUGCUGGAAGAAUGGUUCCUGGGAGAGUCAGGCGAUCCAUUUGCGGUGCCCUUCGCACUCCUCCUGGAGCGCUUUUCUUUGCCAGGCUUUAAUGAGGACCCCGAGAAGUUCGAGGACGAGGACACAAGGUUCAAGAUCACGCAUAGGAGACGUGUAGCGCCUCCGGUGGAGACGGAAAGUUCCUUGGACAUGAGCUUCAUCAAGCGGCACCAGAUUGAACCGCUGCGACGAAUGUUUGACUUCUGCCAAAAGGACUCUUACUAUUCGAUCUCCCACGGAGAGGCAGAGCGGGCACUCGAAACAUCAAUUCAUCCGGACCUGUGGUGCAGCUUCGCAGCACGGGGCUUGGAACAAUUGGAGUCUAUGCCGCAGAGCAGGAAAAGCGUUGCUUUCCUGACCUUUUUGAAGAAGGCCAUGCCACACGCACAACCCCGACACCACCGCAUGUUCUCCUCAUGGCUUCAAGAGUUGGAUGAAAUUGAGCAGCUCAAGAAGCAAGUCGCGACCUCCCGAAGUGAGCAGCAACGUUUCCAAAAUUACAUCUCUCGCUGGCCUCUACAUGCAGUACGCCGGCGGAAGCUGCAGGAGCAGUUCGAGAUGUUGGGGGAGAAGGCCCUUGUGCAUGGUGAUGUCGAGGAGGAGGAGGUCGUCGUGCAAGACCCUAUCCUGGAGCGGCUACAAAGCGCGGACAAGAUGACCAAGGACGACUACGUUGCGGCCAAGUGUGGUGUUGAGCAGCGACCCAACGAGAGCAAACCGCAGCUGGAUCAGGUCGUGGGCGACUUCCUGCGCCACCAGGUAAGGCAGCUUGAGGAAACUCUCGCACAGCUGGAGAGCCUAUUCGCCAGUGGCAAUGGUGUCACAGGAAGGCCAAGCUUCAUCAAGCCUGCUGUCACACAGCGACAGUGGAGCUUGUGGAACGAGGCUUUUGACAUGAUGACUCCUACUUGCGCAAACACUGGCAGAGUGAAUCUGAAAGAGUUCGCCUUUCAGCACGACAUUUGUCCUGCUACAUGCGUAUACCUGUGCCAGAGCAUCGGGCAUGGCACCGAAAUGCACGAUUUGGGCUUUACCAAGGAUGAAUUUCUGCAAAAGAUGCUUGAUACAUUCAGGCAUCGCGUGCGGAAGGAAUUUCUUGUUCAGGGCCGACUCUGCAAAAUGUGA